AUGCCUCAUUACAGAAGAAUCCACUGCUCAGCAAUGCCUUCCCUGUCACAGCUCCUAGUGUGGACCACUUUACUGCUCUCCAUAGCAAACAGAAGCAAAGUGGAUGGUGUUGUAUUAACAACCACUGAGCCUAAUGCUAGUGUGACAGUGCCUGGAGAAGGAGAUGGCCUUUCUGACGCUACGAAAGGAAUUUUACGACCUGGACCAUGAAGAAGAGGGCGACGAUGAAGAUAAUGACGAACACAUCCCAGUGAAAAGCUUCUUCAUAGACGAUGAUUCUAUACUUGUGCAACCAGUAAUCAAGCCUGAAAAUACAGAGACAUCGACUGUUACAACAAGCAAGAAAGGUGAAAAGAAAAAUGGAGACAAGAAGAAGAAAAAGGGAUCAAAAAAGGGAAAUAAGAAGAAGAAGCAGAAUCCCUGCCUAACCACACAUAAGAACUUCUGCAUACAUGGCGAAUGUAGAUUCCUGGAAAAGGUCCCAGAAGUCUCAUGCAAAUGCCAGAAAAACUUCUUUGGUGAGCGGUGCAGCGAACAGUCUAUGACAUCUGCAAAAGAAAAACUUAGCGACAUAACCACAACAACAGUAUUAGCAGUUAUCGCUGUCCUGCUAUCAACUCUUAGCAUUGCUGCCAUCAUCAUCAUCAUUGUAGUACACACACGAAGGAAAUAUUCAUCCUAUCAUUAUGAAGCAGAGGAAAAAAAGAAAUUAGGACAAGAAAAUGGAAGUGAUGAA
Staurois parvus is the source of this 736-nucleotide messenger RNA. NCBI's taxonomy places the organism in Eukaryota, Metazoa, Chordata, Amphibia, Anura, Ranidae. The record is from the annotation of a GenBank genome assembly.